GAGAUAAAAGCGCGGUUAUUCCAUCAUAUCUGGUGUUAGCUCCAACAUCUUCAAAUGUGAAAUAUUUAUUUGACGAUGGUAAGAAUACUUUUGGAAAUGGUGGGAGCGGUUGGUGUGACUAAGAUGUGGGAGCAUCUUUCAGUCGAUAAGCAUGAAAACUGAGCUCAUGUUGUGAAGAGUUCGCAUGGACUCCAGACGCGUGGAGAAUGAUAAUUAGUCUUUUGCGAAUUUCACGCACAGUACCUGUUCGAGCGGCUUAAGCGGUAUGUUUCUUAAUCAGUCACGGGCUAUGAUAACGUAACGUUGUGUCACGACGCAUAAACGUGACGGGAUUCUGGUCGUUAUCGAAUGGCCUGAUUAUCUUCCUUCUGCCCAACUGUUUACACCUUACACUUCGCAGGCAAAUGCGGCGUACUUCAAGGGCACGUGGCAAUCGCAGUUCAAGCCAAGCAAAACCAAGCAGGAACUCUUCUACGCAUCUAGAUCUGAGGUCACCUUCGUCAAGAUGAUGAAGCAGAAGGCACAUUUCAACUACGGCGUGUCGGAGGACCUGCAGGCGCAAAUCCUGGAGCUUCCGUACCAGGGCGGAGAGAUCACCAUGUUUAUCCUGCUGCCGCCGUUCAUAGAGGGCGCACUAGACACGACUGUGUCUCGGCUAACGGCCGAGACGCUGCGUUCGAACAUGGAGAUGAUGUGGCCCGUCGAUAUUGAUGUGCAGAUCCCCAAGUUCCGCAUCGAAGAGAGCUACAAGAUGAAGGAGAAACUGAGCGCCCUGGGCUUUGAUAACCUUUUCAACGCGUCGGCCGUCAACCUGAACGGCUUCUCGGACUCGGGCAACCUGGCGCUCAAGAAAGCGCUACACAAGUCCUUCCUGGAGAUCAACGAAGAGGGCGCAGAGGCGGCAGCGGCCACGGCAUUAUUCCUCUUCCGCAGCGCUCGGCCUGCGGAGCCUCCGGCGUUCAUCUGUAACCACCCCUUCAUGUACGUCAUCUACGAUCACUCGCAGGAAAUCAUAUUGUUCAUGGGCACCUUCGAACACCCCAGGGCCGUGUCGGCGUCGCUGGACAAGAAAGUCUGAGUCGAUGUCGACGGCGGCAAAGAUGGUUGUGAAGUUGAAUCUUUGACGCCAGAGGAAUCUCCAAGCAUUGACAGUGCGCACGCGAGCCGUCCAAAUAUGUGUGAUGCGUGGUGCGUACGAACGUGGGCGCAUACAACCCCUCGCCAUGCGGGACUGGGUGUACCGAGCUUCGCGUAAGGGGUGGCCAGGGGAGCGGCGGAGACGCCGGGACAGU
Pollicipes pollicipes is the source of this 1292-nucleotide messenger RNA. Its product is annotated as serpin B4. NCBI's taxonomy places the organism in Eukaryota, Metazoa, Arthropoda, Thecostraca, Pollicipedomorpha, Pollicipedidae. Gene Ontology annotation, molecular function: serine-type endopeptidase inhibitor activity. The record is from RefSeq and is a predicted model, not a curated record.